AACCAAACUUUUAUUUUUAAAGCUACAACAAAGGCAAACACUGGUUUAUUUUCAGGCUAAAAAUGGGUUGCAAGUCAUCUGAAAAUAAGCCAAAAGCUAAGCACAGGAAGGGCUUAUGGUCACCUGAAGAAGACUUAAAGCUCAGGAACUAUAUCCUCAAGCACGGCCAUGGUUGCUGGAGCUCUGUUCCCAUCAAUGCAGGAUUGCAGAGGAAUGGGAAGAGCUGCAGAUUAAGGUGGAUUAAUUACUUGCGACCGGGGUUAAAGCGCGGGUCGUUUACGCCGGAAGAAGAACAGACGAUCCUCACCCUUCAUCAUUUGUUAGGCAACAAAUGGUCCCAAAUUGCACAAAAUUUGCCUGGAAGAACAGAUAAUGAGAUCAAGAACUACUGGCAUUCGUAUCUGAAGAAGAGAGUUGCGAAAGCUGAAGAAAUCGAACCCCGGGCCACAAGGAGCCAAUGCACCUCCUCAAGCUCAGAAAACAAAGAAUCAACGUCGUCUCCUCGAAAUCUCUCGGACCAAAUGCCGAGCUACGACCCAUUCGGUCACGUCGAACAAUCCUUGGUACAUACUCAUCAAGUCGUUCCACAGAACUUCGAUUUCUCCAAAGAGUCUCAAGGAAACCCGAUUCCGCAGAAGAUUUUAUUCGCAGAGUGGCUAUCGCUCGAUCAAGACAGUGGGAGCUUCACGAAUUCAAGCAAGCCGGUAGCUUCAUACUUCCAGGAUCCUUUCGUACAUGCGUAUUUCAACGAUUUUCAUUAUGGACUAAGCAACGCAUCAUCAAUAAAGGAAAUGCUUAGCUCACAAUUCAAGUUCGAAACCCAAAUUUCGGGGAACGAAUUCGUUGUUUCUUUAUCUGGGGAUGAUAUAUGUAGUGAUUUCAAUAUGAACAACGAAUUAAUGUACAUAUAAAUAGCCUGGGAAGAAAGUUACUUUCUUUCAUUGCAUAGAGAUAUUAUACCCAGAAAUAGGCUAAAAAGAGUUUGAAAGCUCGAUUCAUUGUUAUUCUUCCAUGAAAUUGUUCUUGGUGUGCCCAUAGUUGUUUCAAAAGACAGAUUUCAACAGUGUAUUUUGAUAUUGCUUAUCUGUUAACAGCAAAA
Hibiscus syriacus is the source of this 1099-nucleotide messenger RNA. Its product is annotated as MYB-like transcription factor EOBI. Lineage: Eukaryota; Viridiplantae; Streptophyta; Magnoliopsida; Malvales; Malvaceae. Bases 63 to 911 code for a protein of 282 amino acids. The record is from RefSeq and is a predicted model, not a curated record. The transcript has 3 exons.